Messenger RNA from Misgurnus anguillicaudatus (oriental weatherfish), 4144 nucleotides. Lineage: Eukaryota; Metazoa; Chordata; Actinopteri; Cypriniformes; Cobitidae. The record is from RefSeq and is a predicted model, not a curated record.
AACCACUGAUAAUCGCAGAGAGAUUCAGAUUUCAUAAGAGAAAUCAGCAAGACGGUGAAUCCAUCUCACAAUUUGUUGCUGUGUUAAAACAAUUAUCCGAGCAUUGUGAGUUUGGUCAGUCGUUGAGUGACACAUUACGUGACAGGCUUGUUUGUGGUCUUCGUAGUGAAGCUAUACAAAAGCGACUCCUAACGGAAAGUAACUUAACACUGCAGAAGGCCAUAGAAAUCAGCACGUCAAUGGAAAUGGCCGCAAAAGAGGCACAACAGUUAAGUGCAUCCACUCAAGUACACAAAGUGUAUGCUGAUUCAAGAAACAAAUCAACCUCAGAUAAGCCAUGUUAUCGCUGUGGGAAAACGGGACAUCAGCCUGGAGAUUGUUGGUGCAAAGACAUGAGCUGUAGAAAUUGUGGCAAGAAAGGUCACAUUGAACGUGCCUGCAAAAAUAAAAAGACACAAAGUAGCAAAAAUGCUGGACCGAAAAAUAAAAAUUACCAUAAAUUUAAACAAAAACAAGUGAACCAAAUGGAAAAUGCCCAUCACACACAGAAUGAUUCAGGAUCUGAGGAAGAUGAUGUGUUAUGCGUUUUAUCAGUUUCAGGAAAUGAAAGGGGCUAUUGGGUGACUCCUCUACUAAAUGGGAAACCAGUACAGAUGCAAGUGGACACUGGAGCAGCAGUAUCACUCGUCUCAGUGACUACAUUGAAAGAAACGUUGCCGCACCUCACACCUCUGCCCUCCAACAUUACACUGAAGACUUAUACAGGUGAGAUAGUUCCUGUUAAAGGGGUAGUUGAUGUAACAGUGGAACUAAAUAGGCAGAAGAGAAAACUACCACUGUACGUGAUCGAAGGCAACCACCCAGCUUUGCUAGGUAGAACUUGGCUGGAAAAGAUUAAGCUGGAUUGGCAAGAUGUCCGUUUAGUCAGCGAAAACACAAAACUCCAAGGGAUUCUAAAUAAGUAUUCAGAAGUGUUCAGUGACAAACUUGGAAGUAUGAAGGAUAUUGCAGUGAAACUGACAGUGAAACCAGACAGUCAGCCAAGGUGCUUGAAAGCCAGACCAGUGGCGUACGCCAUUAAACCUAAGGUUGAAGCUGAAUUGGAGAGACUAGUACAAGCGGGAGUACUGCGACCAGUACAUACGAGUGAGUGGGCCACUCCAAUCGUGCCGGUCUUAAAAAAAGAUGGGUCCCUUCGACUAUGUGGCGACUUUAAGGUCACCAUAAAUCCGAUUUUGACCCCAGAGCAGUAUCCUUUGCCUCGUAUUGAGGAUCUAUUUUCCAAUCUCGCUGGGGGUCAACAGUUUAGUAAAAUUGAUCUGUGUCAGGCUUAUUUGCAAAUGCAUGUGGACCCAAAUUCACAAAAAUUCCUUACCAUCGUGACACAUAAGGGAAUGUACCAAUACCAACGUCUCCCUUUUGGAAUUUCCUCGGCACCAGCUCUGUUCCAAAGAGCAAUGGACCAGAUUCUCAGUGGGCUGACCGGGGUGCAAUGUUACCUUGAUGACUUGCUGAUCACCGGAAAGGAUGAGCAAGAGCAUUUAAGUAAUUUGGAAGCUACCUUACAGAGACUGCAGAAUUUUGGACUGAAGGUCAGGAAGGACAAGUGUGAGUUUUUCAGCUCUUCCGUUGAAUAUUUGGGUCACGUGAUUGAUAGUUCUGGACUCCACAAGGCACCCUCAAAGGUGAAGGCAAUAGUAGAAGCGCCAGCGCCGCAGAAUGUGAGUCAGCUUCGGUCUUUUUUGGGGCUGUUGACCUAUUAUGCGAAAUUUGUGCCAAAUUUAGCGAACAGACUGAAACCGUUGCAUGAGCUACUGAACAAAUCCAGUAAGUGGGAAUGGACGAAACAAUGUGAAAAAUCUUUCAAUGAGGUAAAAACUGCCUUAGCCCAGUCUGACGCUCUCACUCACUUCAACCCUGCGCUGCCUGUACAGCUGGCAUGUGAUGCUUCGCCAUACGGCGUGGGGGCGGUAGUGUCACACAUCAUGCCAUCGGGUGAGGAAAAACCCAUUGCUUUCGCGUCACGAACUUUAAGUGCGGCAGAACGUAACUAUGCCCAAAUCGAGCGUGAGGCACUUGCUAUAGUGUUUGGGGUGAAGAAAUUUCAUCAAUUUUUAUUUGGAAGACGAUUUACGCUUCUAACUGAUCACAAACCUCUUACUUCUAUCUUCAGCCCAGAUGCAGGUGUUCCUUCACUGGCAGCUGCUAGAAUGCAGCGAUGGGCCCUUCUGCUCUCUGCACAUCAGUACGAUAUAAAAUACAGAAGAUCGGAAAGUCAUGCAAAUGCUGAUGGGCUCUCCCGACUUCCGUUGCCCACUUCACAUCCAGAACCAGCACGUGCAGAAAUUUUCUACUUCAAAGAGGUGGAUAAUUCCCCCGUAACAGCAGCUCAGGUAAAAAAGCACACACGUUCUGACCCAGUGAUGUCUAAGGUGUUGGAUCUUGUGCUCAGAGGUGAAGUAGGAGAGAUGUCGCCUCUGCUAAGGCCGUAUUUGACCAGAAGAAAUGAGUUGACAGUAGAAUCUGGAUGUUUACUGUGGGGCUCGAGGGUCAUUAUUCCACCGCCAUUAAGACAACGAGUACUGGACGAACUUCAUUCAGGACACUGUGGAAUAGUUAGGAUGAAGGAAAUCGCCCGCAGCUAUCUUUGGUGGCCAGGUGUGGACUCAGGCAAAAGCAAAAAGUGCAGUGCAUGUCAAAAAUUGAGAAAUACUCCUCAACCAGCUCCGCUACACCCCUGGCAAUGGCCUGAGGAACCAUGGGUGAGAGUCCAUAUUGAUUUUGCAGGGCCCGUCGAAGACCAUAUGUUUUUAGUUCUUCAGGAUGCCCACAGCAAAUGGCCAGAGGUGGAGGUAAUGAAAAACACAUCUUCAUUGAAAACUGUGGAAGCCCUACGUUCAAUUUUUGGUCGUUUCGGCCUGCCACAGCAACUUGUCAGUGACAAUGGGCCACAGUUGGUCUCGGAGGAGUUUGAGGUUUUCCUGAAGGUCAACGGAAUUCAGCACAUACGAUCAGCACCUUAUCAUCCGUCCACGAACGGCCUUGCUGAGCGUUUUGUCCAGACGCUGAAGCAGGCUCUCAAGUCAACGCUGGGUAAGGGUUCACUAAAACAGCGCCUCAACACUUUUCUACUGUCCUAUCGAAAUACCCCUCAUGCCACCACCAGGGUAUCUCCUGCCUACGCUAUGUUUAAAAGACAGCUUCGCACUCGUUUGGAUUUGUUGAAACCUCGAAAAACACAACAGACUGUUCAAGCACAACAAAACCUGCAGAGGGAACAACGGUCAAAAGCAAAACAUCGUUGUUUCAGACCGGGAGACAAAGUGUUGGCUCGUAACUACGGGAAAGGUGUCAAAUGGCUGCCAGCAACGGUGAUCGCACAAACAGGGCCUGUGUCGUACACUGUGGAACUUGUGGAGAGUCAUCUAAUAUGGAGAAGACAUGUAGACCAGUUACUAGCUGCUAUUGCAAGUGACAAUUCUGGAGAACAAGUAACAAUGGAUCCUUACCUGGAAAUUGCUCCAGAAUACCAUCAUAUGUCUGAGAAUUCUACACCACUUCCUGAAAAUUCAUUGACUAAGACUCUGCCUAGUCAAAUUAAAGAGACUGUUCCAGGUGUAAGUCAGUCAGUGCCCCUAUCCAAGCAAACCCCUGUAAAAGAAACUGUAGCUGUGGAUGUACCUACAGUUCGGCCUUAUCCUAAAAGAGAGCGGCGACCUCCUAAUAGACUGACACUCUAGUUAGGGACAAACCCACAACAUUGGGGCAGAAUAAUCCCCAGGGUUUUGUCCGGGAAUAGAGGUAGUCUACCCUCUUUCCCUAGUUUAAAAAAAAAAAAAAAAAAAAAAAAAUUUCUUCUGAAUAAUGCAUACUUACGUGAUACAUUGAAGUUCCAAGAAAAACAAAAUGUAAAAAAAAAAAAAAGUUAAUAACAGUUAAUGUAUACUUUAUUUUCUUACUACCUUGAAAUUUAAGGGGGGAGGAAUAUGUUGUGUAUUUACGACAUGUGAAUUGACCCUUCUAUGUUGCCAUACCCCCUUUUGUAUGCUUGUAAUUCUAUUGGUGGAUUAGCCCGGCGGUUGCCUGGGAAACGUGUUGAGAAAAUAAAGCAGCUCCGGUUAACAUGCGCUCUUGCCUCUCGUGU